AUGAUCGACACCAUUGUCCGCGAUUCAUCCAUCAUGAACAACUUCAGACAUGAACAUGUUCUUGUCGUCAUGGCAAUCUGUGUAGGGUUCCGAAAAGAACCGUGGAUUGUACUACCCUAUAUGAGCAAUGGAGAUCUUAGAUCGUAUAUUAAAGACAAAUCUAAGAACUUUACAGCUCGACAAUUGUUGCAGUUGGCUCAACAAGUGGCUGGAGGAAUGGCAUACUUAUCAAAUUUAAACUUUGUACACAGGGAACUUGCGGCCAGAAAUUGUUUGCUGGAUGAAAAUCUCACAGUGAAAGUUUCCGAUUUUGGACUGACCACUGAACUUCAUGAAAUAGAAUAUUUCUCAAACAACGCUUCUAAAUUUGUUCGUCUGCCAAUAAAAUGGAUGGCAAUUGAAAGCCUUGAAAACUUCUUGUUCACAACGAAAUCCGACGUGUGGUCGUAUGGUGUUCUUUUGUGGGAGUUGAUGACACGCGGGGUUGUUCCCUACCCUGAUUUACCUCCUCAACAAAUCACCUCAUUCUUAAAUUCUGGAAAAAGACUCAAAAAGCCUAAAUACUGUCCGCCAAACGUGUAUGCCAUGAUGAACGAUUGCUGGCUCGAAAUUCCUGAACGGCGACCAACAUUUACGGAUCUGGUUAACAGGUUGGAGGUCUUGUUGAAUCCUCCGAAAAGGAGGCGGGUCAGCCAGAAGGAAGAUGAUGAGCCUCUCUACAUUAAUGCGCGUGAUAAUCUUUCCCCUUCAUUGUGAUACCCAGUUUAGGUUUACAAAUUUCGGAAAAAUUUUCAUAACAUUUUAUUAUUCUUUUAUAUUUUGCACGUAGUCAUUGUCACAAUACCCCUUACUUUGAUUGAUGCUACUUUUAAUAUUUCAAUAACACUCAUAUCACACUAAUUGUUUGCUUUUGGUUCGUUUGCGUAAAAAAAUUAUGAAUUUUUAUUGUCAAUUGUCGAUUGAUUGAUUGAAUUUACAUCCAAUUUUACAUGUGGCUGAACCAACUUUUUCAACUGAAUUGGUUACAUUAUUUUUUAUUUAAAUGUAAUAUGUUCUACAACAUACCUUUGAAUUUUUUCCAAAAAAAUUUACAAAUUAGAUUUAUUAUUUUUGGUCAAGUUUUUUGUAUUGCAUCAUAUUUUUAUGUUUUGAUUAUUGAAACUUUUCAAUUUGAUGUAUAAAUAUCUAUUUACGUUCAUUUCGUUUUUUUAUGGAUGAUUU
This is a messenger RNA of Helobdella robusta, 1221 nucleotides long. RefSeq lists its product as hypothetical. NCBI's taxonomy places the organism in Eukaryota, Metazoa, Annelida, Clitellata, Rhynchobdellida, Glossiphoniidae. Gene Ontology annotation, biological process: cell migration; multicellular organism development; cell surface receptor protein tyrosine kinase signaling pathway. The coding region runs from base 1 to 756 and encodes 251 amino acids. Gene Ontology annotation, cellular component: signaling receptor complex. The transcript has 5 exons. The record is from RefSeq and is a predicted model, not a curated record. Gene Ontology annotation, molecular function: transmembrane receptor protein tyrosine kinase activity; ATP binding.